UUUUGUAUUUUAUUUUAACUGAGUGAGAAUGUGCUCAUCUAUUCUUUAAGGGAGCCUGUGUGUUCUGCAGCAGGUUGGCAGUGUCAUCCCUAUAAUUCUUAGUUGAGAUGGCCUUCCCUUCUAGACGAAGGCAUAACUUAACUUCUGGAGGUGUGAGAUGGAGCAGACAACAUCUCACUCUUGUACCAUGUGCAUCUCUGACAAAGCGAAUCCCAGGCUUCAGGGUGCUGUUAGCCCCCCGGGACCUGUUCAUACCUCUCCCAGCUGAACUGAAUGUCAUUUCAGUUUUCCUGCCCUGGUGCAAGGUCAUCCGUGUAUGGAAACCUAUUUUGUUUCAAAACAGGACACUUCAGAAAUGUGUGUCCAUAGUUAGAAGUGCUGUGAAGCAAUACAGGGUCUCAAUUUUGCUCAUUCUGUCACUUAAGUUCCUGUUUCCAUCCCAUUCAGUCACAAAGUGUAGAUUUUGCAGCUAGUGCAGGACAACUGUCUCCUUAGGGAGCCUGUGUGCAGGGGUGAUUCCAGGCAUGCCUUCGAUGGUGGUGAAAUGUGAAACUGAAAUUCUUCCUGUGUGUGAUGGUGGCCUCCCCGGCCCGCUGCUGAUGGCCCCUGCGGGUUCCUGUUUUCCUGAUGGAGGCGAUGCCGUGUUCCAUGAGCAGAAGUAGAAGGCUGGCCGGGGCCGUGUGCGGUGCGGGAGGCGCGGAGCGGCGCGCUGUGCCAGCAGUGCCUUCCUGCAGGCGUGGAGGACAGCCUCUGAGCGCCGUGUCUGCUGGGAUUAUGGGACCAUUUCCCACAGGCUGCAGGCAUGCAGUGAGGUAGUUGGGUUUUUUUCCAGUUUUGCCUUAGCUCAUACUUUUCUGCCUGUGGGAAGAGCAAGCCAGUGUCAAAGUGCAGGGCUUGUAGUUGGAGGAAGAAACAAUAACACCAUUCUCUGUCUAAGUCCCUGGCUAUUUAACUUCAGAGCUUGACCCGCUUUGCUGGCAGCAUGAUGUUCCUGUAGCAAAUACAUUGAAAGGCCUGAUCUGGUCAUGUACCCACCAGCUCUUGAACUUGCUGAACUUGUUGAAAAGGAACACUGAGAGCAGAAAGUGGUCUAGAAACUCACAAUAACACAUUCAUUUCUGAAAGCAGGUUCUUCUGCUGUGUGUGUGUCCCAGCCAGAGCCCAGCAGUGUGUGUGGUCAGUCACCUCAGUGGAGCCAGCAGAAAAGUAUGCCUAGGAUAAACUAAUGAAGGCGGAUGAGCUAACAAGGAAAUGGGAGAGAAGAAGCAAAAAGGCUAUAAACAGACAGACUUGGCAGUGCUGGCAGACAGGGAGGUGUGUGUGACUGUGGGCAUGGGUUGUGGGAAGAAGGCUGUGCCAGAAACAGUGGAGUCCCAGAAGGCCUCUGCUACAGCUGGGCAUCAAGAUCCCAGGGACGCUGUGCCUCCUGUCUUGAGCAUGUCUGGCUGGAGGGUUGGGAAGCAUUCAGGAUAGAGCCAGCAGCAUGGCAGCUGCUUGUCCAAGAGUGCAUCCUGUCCAUCUUGUCCUGCAACCAUCCCACCCUGCUCUGCUGUGUGCUGCUUGGGGCUGGUGCUGCCAGAAUGCACAGGGACUUUCUCCUUAAAAACACAUUCUUUCCCCACUGGCUUUGUCUGGGCAGCCCCACAGUGUUCUGAAGCUUCUUCCUGCCCCAGAGCUCACAUCCGGCUUCCUUUGGCUGCUGGGAUGUGCUGGGGACUGGAUGGGGCCCCACAGCUGAGAGCAGCAUCCAGGGAGCAUGCUCCCAGCUAAUGGGAAAAAUGUUCUUCUCAUGGUUUUGGCCUGGAAUAGCCCUGCAGUGAGCGGGUGGGCACAGGCAGCUUACUGCAGGAUGCUGAGAGCCGUAUCCUGGGCUGAGUGCUCAGUAACUGUAAUGGUAGCUGGGCAUGCAAGCCAAACUCAUGUUGCUAAAGAGAAUUAAAGUAACAUGCUGCCUGUAUAGGUAUUUAUAGAAUCCUGCUCCUUAGUUUAAUCUCCUCUUUGACUGUUUAUGUCUUCAUUUUUAAGUUAAAAGGUUCAGUAGGAGAGAAACCAAACUUUGUUGACGCUCUCAAAGAGAAGUGCAGUGUAACUAAUGAUCUGUGCAAUUGCCCAGCCAGAGACUCCCCUCUGACCUGUGCAGAGUUCAGAAAAACAUUUAUACCAGUGUGCAACUGACUUCUGCUGCUCCGUGUCUGUUCCAGAUGUAUCCUCGGUGCCUGCCACCUGCACAGCAGGCAGCUGCCCAGUGGCUGCAGAGCUUGUCUGUGCAGGGCAGAGCCCUUGUGGCAGAGCCUGGCCCUGCUGCAGUGGCCACAGCAGGUUUGCUUGCUGGGCAGGUGCUGUGCCUGCCGUCCCUGUGGCUGCAGGCACGGGGCAGAGGAAGGUGCUGGGCUCUCUGGGCAGGGCCAGCUCGGUGCCCUUGCUGCAGCAGGUGCUGCUCGGGGCCCUGUGCCGGUGCUGUGCUGCGUUACCCUGUGGUGACCACGGCCGGGCGGGCAGCCCCACGCCCAGCGCUGCCGCCAUAGAGGGGCUUUGUGUGAGCUGGCACAAAGUGAGGAUUGAUGCCGUUUCCCCUCCCCCUGCCCUGCCAGCAGGGCUGCAAAUGGCUCCCACAAAGGUACCCUUCUUCCCUCGCUCAGGACAGGGUGCCAGCGGGCUGAGGGGGAGGCACCAGGCUGCGGCUUGGAGCACCCACCCCUCCUUCUGUGCUGGUGCCGGGGACCCCCUCGCCCUGAGCCUUGCCCAGGCUGAGCUGGCAGCUGCUCAGGUUCCUGCUGGGGCAGCUGGACCUCCCUCCACAGGCCCCAGCAUGGUGAGACAGCCUGGGCAGUGCUCAGCAGCAGGCACUUCAUCAGGGCACCUUUGGGGGGGCUGAAGGCACCGUGUGAGCAGAUCUGCUUCCCUGCAGUGCCGCUACAGCUGGGUGGGAGCCUGCUGUGGUGUUCUUAACAUGCUGGGGAAUAGCAUCACUUACCUGGAUUUCAGUUCAGAAUGGCCUAAGAGAAGCUUACGUCAGCAUUCAUUACCUCCCAGCUCCUUCCAAUAUGCAGUGAGAAGUCACCACACUAUCGAGUGACUUGAAGUUUCAGAAAACAUUCAUGAAGAACAGAUUGUAAGCUCUUUGUUAAAUUCACGUUAUGUUUCUUCCGUGCUGUAUGUUUGAGGUUCUGCAUUAUUUGUGAGGCCUCUGGAUGAGCUGUGGGGUGGCACACAUUGGCACAGGGUCUGUCAUGGCUGUGUCAGGGCCUCCAGCAUUCCUGCAGCAGGGUCCUGUGCUCCUCGCCCACCCCAAGGACAGGGAGCCUGCUGGGAGAGGAGGGGGAGCCCUGGGGCUCAGGCUGCACUUGCCAUCAUGCUUGAAGGUUUGAGCUGCUUUGGGAGUGAAGAGGGUUCCCUUUGCUCUGUGUGCUGGAUGUGUGUCCAGCACACUGGUACGAAAGCAGAGCUCUGUCCUGUUUGGUUCAUCAGCAAUAGUGUUUGCACCCCUACUGGUCACUAGCACCUGUUUUGGACUCCUCAAGUAGUCUGGCUGUUCAUGUGACAUUAUUAUUAUUUACUUAGGGCCCAGACUUGCUCUUUUUUAUUGCCUGCAGCACGAUGUUUGUUCAGACUGGGCAUUGUGAAGUGUAAACCCAAUUCCACUGGCACCAGUACUCACCUCUGCCUUUUCUAGAAGCAGACCAGUCCAUGAUGCCUGAGGUGCGGGACCUCUCGGAUGCCUUGCCCGAGCUGCCGAUGGAUCCCAUCACCGGCGUCGGCGUGCUGGCGUCCCGCAGCCGAGCGCCCACUGGAUAUGAUGUUGUCGCACAAACAGCAGAUGGCUUGGAUGCUGACCUGUGGAAAGAUGGCUUGUUUAAAUCCAAGGUCACACGGUACCUGUGCUUCACCAGAUCAUUUUCGAAAGAGAAUAGUCAUUUAGGCAACGUCUUGGUCGACAUGAAGCUCAUUGAUAUCAAGGACACUUUACCUGUUGGCUUCAUGCCCAUCCAGGAGACCAUUGAUACGCAAGAAGUAGCUUUCAGAAAGAAGAGGCUGUGCAUUAAAUUCAUCCCUCGAGAUUCUACAGAGGCAGCGAUCUGCGAUAUCCGAAUCCUGGGGAGAUCCAAGCAAGCUCCUCCUCAGUACACGUUCAUAGGGGAGCUGAACAGCAUGGGUAUCUGGUACCGGAUGGGCAGAGUGCCGCGCAACCACGAUGCCGCGCAGCCUGCGGCUCCUCCCGCCCAAGCACCGGCUUCAACGCCCGCUCCCAACCUGCCCAGGCACAUCUCGCUGACGCUGCCCGCCAGCUUUCGGGGCAAGAGCCACAGCUCCCGCCUGGACCUGGAGCACCAGCACUCCAACCUGUACGCCAUCUCAGCAAUGGAUGGAGUGCCUUUCAUGAUUUCGGAGAAGUUUGCCUGCGCUCCUGAAGGGAUGCAGCCGGUUGAUCUCUUGGGUAUCACAAUCAAAACCCUUGCAGAAAUUGAAAAGGAGUACGACUACAGCUUCCGGACGGAGCAGAGCGCGGCGGCGCGCCUGCCGCCCAGCCCCACCCGCUGCCCGCCGGUGCCGCCGUCCUGAGGGCCGCGGCCGGAGCGUGUGUGCGUGCAUACUACUGAGCAGGACACGGGACACAGCGAUGGAACCAUCCCGAGGCCUCCCCGUGUCCGGCCACCGCCACCACGCCGCGCUGCACCGCCCCUGCACACACCGCUCCUCCGUGGGCACCGUGGCCCCUGGGCAGCUGCCCCCUACCCCCACCGCAGACCCCUCUCCACGUGAGUACAGGACUGAGGACUGGGAGCCUGACGCAGCCCCUUGCUCGUCCCCACUUUGUAACCCUGCUGCAGGACAGUCACAGAGCCCAGAGCUGUAGCAAACCUCUGCGAACACAGCCGGGAGCUUGCGGAGCAUGGAGAGAUCUCCCUGAAAGGAGCAGUGAAAGGCACGGCUGGGUGCUGCCACGCCAGCUGCCGUGGAGCUGCUUGGCUCUCGACACCUUGCAGCAGGAGGCUCCUGCAGCACCCAGUCCAGUGCAGAACUCAGCUGCAGUGAAUGCCAAUCCCUCUGCUACGCUCUGGGCACAGAAGUUCCGCUGUGGCUGGGAUCAGUCUUCAGAUCCACUGUGGUCCCUGGAUUUGCUUAGGCUGGGGGAGCCAGGGCCCCUGGCUCUCCCUGGGCACUGGCAGGGCAGGCAGGGUGCCCAAGGUGCACUGCAGGUCCUGAGAUGAAGCACCUUCGCUUUGCACAGGGUGUCCAUCUGUCCAUACACAUCUAGGGCAACAAGCAUCCUGUGUUUCUUUCUGGAUGGAUGCUGGCAGCGACACCCUGGCAGACCCUGUUGGUGCCCCACUGACCCCAGCCAAGCUGCCUGUGGACCUGCUGACAACUGGGAUGCCAUCACCUGCCCAUCAUUGAGACAGUUCUCUAACAUGUUCCCUGCUAGCUGCUAAAACAAAAGAGAUGUGCCUGGUUCCUGGGCAUUCAUGGGGAAGCACUGAACACUGAUGUGGCACAGGAUGAGAGUGGGAUGCAUUAAACCCUGACCUCUGCCUCCCUGUGAUCGCUGACCGGGCUUGCUCCCAAGCCAAACGCAUGUCCUGGAGAAGUCCUUUGCUGUAAUAAGUUAUUUACAAGUGCCCAUCUGACUCUGUGCUGCUCUUUCAAGUCUCUGCUGUAGAACAAAGAUACAUCAUGGCAGCAAAAUGGCAAUUUUGGAGUAAGAGUUAAAAUGUACAAUUUUUUGUAUUGUAAAAUACUGAUUCCCUGACCCCACUGAAAUGCAAUUGCCAUGGUAACAGUAACAGUGCUGUUGCUCUCAGCCUGGGUCGUACAUGUGCCCCGACCUACUUUGCACUCCCUUGGAUUGAUCUGGCAUUUGCUAGUUGCACAGAGUGGUAACUAACAGCAGUAUUUGUACUGUCAGCUAAUACUUUCUAUUUGUACAUAAUUCUUGUCCAAAGAUUCAUUUCUGGUUUUAAGGCACCACACUGUACUGCUGGGAUAAAGAGCACAAAAUACAUUUGGGACAAACUGAGUCCAGAUCUUUGCUUCAGCUUCUUCCAAUCAGGUAAAUAAUUUUCUGGAGCUGUGUCUGUAGAGUGGCCUGGUGGUUGGAGAGCAGAGGCCAAUUUGGUUGCAGGUACAUUGUUUCUGGGCAAAAGAGUUAAAGCUGUGCUCCAGCUCUGGGCCCUUGGGUGACCCCCUGGAAGUGCUCAUUUACUUGGAGCUUGCACCACCAUUUUUAGUUGUUAUUUAUCCUGCAGUAAAGAAAAGCCAGACCUCACUGCCAGGCUUCACAAAGGCCAGAUUGAUGAUGCCGACGUCGACAAAUGAACAUACCAUGGCAGCUUGGUCAUUCGGCUCAGGUUCACUUCAAGUUCAAAUCCACUCUGUGCCGUAGUGCUGUGCCCAUCUCAUCCAUCUUUUGUCUUUCUAUUUUUCUGCUUGUAAUUUGUUCUGUAGUUUUCUGUGACAUCCGUUUAUAGCUUCUCCUGUGGCUCAGUGGUCACGGCAGGUAGGCAGGAGCCAUCUGCAGCAGUGCGUUCCUCGUAGCUCUGGGAUGAGAGCUGACCUUCCCUGUUCAUGGUGGAGGAGCGAGGGCUAGCACAGGGCCCAGCACAGUCUGCAGAGCUCCAGGGCAGUGCCUGCCACUGGGAGAUUGAGAGACAGCUGCCAGCCCCUCCUGCAGCCACUCUUCCCGGGAGGGCAGGGCCGCAGCGGAUGGGGGCUCAGCAAGGAGCAGGUUCUGAGAGCCACCGAGCCCCGUGCUCAGUGCCACACUCCCUGGAUAUGUCUGGGGAAAUGGCUGCAGAGCUUCAAGUCCCUUCUGUAAGAGAAAAUCAGUGCUUUAGUAUUUGUACCAACUGCUAGGCUUGCUCAGCUUGCUCUGCAGUGACCUACAGGAAACGCUGGAUACUUGAAACACUGGCAGGAUACGCAGCUGGGACAGACAUCUGCUUCUUCAGGAUAUUUUUGUAUUCUUCUCCCUCUCUAACACUGGGCCAGCAAAGCUGCUUCAGGACUCACCUGCAAAGAACCUUGAGAGAUGAGUUUGCUCUCCAUGGUGUGGUCCUGCACCACGGCACUGCGGGGACAGCCUGGUUCAAAUGCACAGACAGGACAGAUGCACUUCCUGUGGGGCAAAUACAAUGAAGGUGUUUUGAACAAAAAGCUGCAACUGCUCAGAGCCAGCUGAGCUCUCAGGCCUGCUAACCACAGGCUGGAAAACUAGGCAAUUCCAAAAGGGAGAGGGCUCGGAGCCGGUGCUUUGGAAGCACAGCAAGACACAGUGCAGGGUGGUUGACUGUGUCAACUUCUCAGUCCACUGAUCAGAGGAAGCUUUUUUUAUUGCACUGCUGAAUUCCCGAGACCAGGGCUGUCAGGUCAGCAUUUCCACUGGAAGGUUUUAUUGGCUGCUCCAUAAUGUUUGCACUCAUGGCAGCUCAUUGCAAGGCUGGUCCUUGCAUCCUUACACUGAGUCCUCCAUGCUGGCAUGUGCCAUGGCCAGUACCAGCAUCUCUCUGCAUCUCCCUCCCUGUCCAAGAGGUGACUGUGGAAAAAUUGGCCCAGGCAAUAAAUGUUCAGGACACCUGAUGUGGAUCUUGUCUGGCUGAGGAGAAGCCUUCUGGAGCAUAAGGGGAGGGGAGGAGUCAGUGGAAAGCAACAGAAGUGAAUUUGCAGAGCUUUACCAGAUGUUCUUGGCUAUCUUGCCUGAAUUUGUAGAACAAAACUGGUCUCUAGGUAGUUUAAUCUUGUGGCUGAUGGAGAAGUUAGUUUGCCAAAUUAUUGUAUAUCUGCAACAGAGACAGAAAAGCAGCAGUGAGGGGUUUGCUUACUGUAAAAUACGCUUUCUGAUGUGAAUUCCUAGUGACACACUGCCUCCUGCAUUCCUCACGGCGAGAAGCUGGUCAUGUGCCAAGGUGACUUGUGGCCACCCAGGCCAGGCUGUGCUGUCUGCUGUGUUGAUCAUGGGAAGGCAAGAAGUUAGUCCAGAAAGUGAUGUAGAGUGUGAACUUUGUGAUAAAAUUCAAGUGUGAAUAGUAGUAGCAGGUGUCUUCCCUGAUGGGAGCACCUCGUAUCUGUAGUUCCAUAGGAGUAAACUGUGUCAGACUUUUCCUGUGACUGUCCCUGCGUGUCCCCACGGUGUUUGUUGGAGGUUUCCUGGGAGCCUCCUGUGCAGUGGGAGGUUGUUGGUAGUCUGUGGCAUUGGGCUUGUUUGGUUUCACACCCACCACUGCUCCCUCAGUGUCCUGAGCUCUCCAGACUGAACCCACAUGCUGCCAAGCCUGGAGAAUUCCUGUCGUGGGCACUGCACGUGCCAGGUAGGUGCUAGUGGCAAGGGCAUGCCUCCACGGGCCUUGGCACCUCCUCUUCUGUGGGGCCUGGAAUCUCCUGGCAGGAGGGGAAGUGGGACAGAGCUGGCAGUCCCAUGCUGGCUUCACCUCCCCUCUGCUCCCCAGGUGACUCGGGGUCUGUCCCCCCAGCUGUGCCACGGCAGCCCCAGGAGCCGCAGAGCUGUUCCUGCUCCUCCCAGAGGCAGGCACGCCUCGCUACACCCAAAUGAUUACCUCAGCCUUGGAGCCUUGCUGAACAGCCUGGAAUCCUCCCAGCAGCAGGGCAGCCCAGCCUUCCUGCCCGGGCCAGGGCACACAGGGGCACAGCUGCUCCUCUGCUCACAAACAAGCUCUGCGAGGUGCUGCUCGCUUCAAUCACCACAGGGAGACCAAACACUCUGGGUAUUCUGGUCUUUUCUUGUGAAAUUGUUUCCUAACAGCAACAGAUUUAAAUGUCACCAUACAAAUGGCAGAGAGAAACCUUUCAUGCAGUUGCAAGGUGGUUUUCUAAGAUGGUUGGGUUACUGAAAGUGAUUUUACUGUGCAUUAAUCUUAUGAAUGUUACUAUGUUUUAUAUUUAUUUUAGAUGACCCUCCUGUAUUUUACAAAGGGAAGUUUCAUUGUGUGAUAACUCCGUCUGUAUUCUUAAUAUAAUUUGUUAAAUGAAACUUGUUUUAAUCAGAUAA
Molecule: messenger RNA, 9001 nt
Organism: Haemorhous mexicanus (house finch)
Lineage: Eukaryota; Metazoa; Chordata; Aves; Passeriformes; Fringillidae
Gene: MVB12B
Product: multivesicular body subunit 12B
Exons: 10
Coding region: 3688-4560 (290 amino acids)
Biological process (GO): viral budding; virus maturation; regulation of epidermal growth factor receptor signaling pathway
Cellular component (GO): ESCRT I complex; late endosome
Source: RefSeq, a predicted model, not a curated record